Messenger RNA from Ictidomys tridecemlineatus (thirteen-lined ground squirrel), 1310 nucleotides. The record is from RefSeq and is a predicted model, not a curated record. Lineage: Eukaryota; Metazoa; Chordata; Mammalia; Rodentia; Sciuridae.
AUGAGUCCCUCUCUCUUCCUGGUCCUCCUUGGCUUCCCGGUGCUCUCCGCUGCUCCAGCCCUUGAGUAUGGUUUGAAUGCACAGUGGCACCAGUGGAAAGCAAAGCACCGGAAAACCUACGGCACGAAUGAAGAAGGAUGGAGGCGAUCAGUGUGGGAGAAGAACAUGAGGAUGAUCGAGCAGCACAACGAGGAGUACAGCCAGGGGAACUCCUCACAAAACCAUCUCCUGACCUUUCAAUGUUUUAUUUACCUUUCCUCCAAGACGAAUGAAGAAUUCAGGCAAGUGAGGAACAGCGUUCAAUACCAGCAGCUCCAGAGGGAGGCAGUGUUCCAGGAACCUCUGUUUGGGGAUGUGCCCGAAUCUGUGGACUGGAGAAAGAAAGGCUACGUGACUCCUGUGAAGGAUCAGGGUCCCUGUGGUUCCUGUUGGGCUUUUAGUGCCACUGGGGCCCUGGAAGGACAGAUGUUCCGGAAAACGGGCAAACUCAUCUCGCUGAGUGAGCAGAACCUGGUGGACUGUUCCAGGGCCCAAGGCAAUAUGGGCUGCAAUGGUGGCCUGAUGGAUUUUGCCUUCCAGUACAUCAAGGACAACGGAGGCCUGGAGUCAGAGGACUCCUAUCCAUACGAGGCCAAGGAUGGCUUCUGUAGGUACAAACCUGAGAAUUCUGUCGCCAACAACACGGGCGUGAUCUACAUUCCAAAGCACGAGGAAGCCCUCAAGAAGGCAGUGGCAGCUGUGGGGCCCAUCUCUGUUUCUAUCGAUGCAAGCUUGAGGUCCUUCCAGUUCUAUAAAAAAGGCAUUUAUUACGACCCAGACUGCAAAAGCAGUGAGCUGAAUCAUGGUGUUCUGCUGGUUGGCUAUGGUUUUGAAGGAACAAACCCGAAUAAAAAUAAAUACUGGCUGGUCAAGAACAGUUGGAGUAAAGGAUGGGGCAUGGAUGGCUACAUAAAGAUCGCCCGAGACCGGAACAACGUCUGUGGAAUUGCUACGGCAGCCUGCUAUCCUACCGUGAACUGAUGGACAGUGAUAAGGAAGGACUUGAUUGGUGACAGUUUCUCCAGCCCAGGGAUUUCAUCUCCAAACUGACCUGCCCCCUCUGUGUGGGAUCCCAACGCUUGAGUCAUUGAUGAUUCAACUUGUGAUGUGAAUUGGACAUUUUUAUUCUAGUAAAAUAUCACUACUACUUUAAUUACUGCUGUAACCAGCUUUGUAUUAUUGACUCUUCCAAUGACUUCUGCAUUUUCAUUUUUCCCUGAAAGUAUGUAUAAACUUGUGUCUUUAAAAAUAAAACUGAAUUCCAAAUGUGA